GUAAUUUAGACCUCCUUCGAUAAAUAUGCAAGGCUUCCCACAGCUCGCAGCAUCCAACGAGCCUGUGACAGCACACUGAAGUCCGCCUCGCCGUGCCUCCUCCUCCUACAAUGCGCACAGUAUACAAGUUUGCUUCCACACGGAACUCCUAGCUAUGCGCCAGAUCGUGUUGAAUCCCCGAGACCCAUCGCACGCCCACAGCUGGCUCACCGACACCACUAUAUACACGACUCGGAUGAAGGGCUAGGAAGCCUUGAAAGCCAGGAUAGUAGUCGAGAUUCAAAAACCCAGCGUCCCUUACGGCACUUGUGGAAAACGCCUUUCAGGAUGAGUAUUUUUUCCGACAAACGGUCAAGAAUCAAAGACAAUCGGGACGACAGGAUAGUCAAGAAAAGAAUAGAUCGAUACCCCGAAGGUUACCCUCGAAUAUCCGCCUACAUUGACAGCGACUAUGAUACGGCCUUAUUUCGACGAUUCGGCACGCUUCACGCUCGAAGCCUCCUUUACAAACAAGUCGAGCUUACCGAGCUUGAAGCACAACUGGACAAACUUGACAAGGAAGAUGCAGGGCAUCUUGACAAGGAAGAGCAGCAGCGACUUGACACUGGCGCAGGCAACAAUAAAUGGCGCUUGGGGCAUUCCAUAUCGCUCGCUGGUGGGAAAGAGAACGAGAAGCGGAGAGAUCUGAUGAAGAAAAUUGAUGAGAAGAUGGAAGAAUACGACAAACUUGUUCUACGCGAAGCUGCGCUUCGAAAACUGUCUCGACCUUCGAAACGAGUGUACAGGAACUUCAUGGACUUCAUGUACACAGAGCAUCCUUUUAGUGAUUCCGACGAGCGCUUCGUGUAUCAUGAGCAGGACUUCGUCUCUCUGGGUGAGUACGAGGGCAAUUGGUUAGAUGAGUUAAUGCACCGCCUUGUGAAUAAUUGGGUUCUUAGGACCAUCUUCGUCUCUGAGGACGAGCAAGCUAAGACUAGAGACCCCUAUGUCCGCUACUAUUCGGCAGACCGCCUUAACAUCUUGAUCAAAGUCAUGAUUGCAGUAACCUCGACGGCAUUACUGCUGAUCCCCAUCUACAUCUUCCUCUCCUGUACCGUGUCGACGAAGUUGAUGGCAGCUAUCACUCUCAUCUUCGCUUUACUUUUGGCCACAGCGGUCUCAAUAUUCACUAGCGCAAAUAGGCAAGAAGUCUUCGCAGUAACGGCUGCGUAUUGCGCAGUGCUGGUCGUAUUCAUAGGAAACAUCCAGCAAACGGCAACAUUGCAUUCCUGAUGGCCGAUUGCUUGGUGUCCUAUGAACACACUGACCCUUGAACCCUAUCAACGUCGAACCUACCAGAUUGCCAAUAUGCCCUUCGCUCUUCUGUAUAUUCACCUUGGUGCUUUCUACUGGUUGUGUUGGAGAGUUUCUUGCUGUAUAUAUUACUGGACAACUGGACUACCAAGUAUGUUCUGGAGCCGUUUUUUUUAGCUUGAGCACGACAGAAAAGCUGGGCAUUGUAUGAAAAAUCAGAAUGUAUCAUGCACGGGGAAUAAUGGAUAUUCAGGUUUGGGCCAUGCAUAUGGAGUUUUGGGUGGAAAUCUUUGACUUCGAAUACCCUGAUCGUUACAUCGCUCACGUGACUCUUCGAGUCCCUCCGGGCUAACGGAUCGGACUUUCCUAUGUUUGUAUUUGUUUUUAGCGUCCUGGAAGUAGCAAUACCUAAUAUCUAAUUAUUCAUAACGAUAGGCCCC
Messenger RNA from Hyaloscypha bicolor E, 1733 nucleotides. RefSeq lists its product as uncharacterized. The record is from RefSeq and is a predicted model, not a curated record. NCBI's taxonomy places the organism in Eukaryota, Fungi, Ascomycota, Leotiomycetes, Helotiales, Hyaloscyphaceae. The coding region runs from base 328 to 1272 and encodes 314 amino acids. The transcript has 6 exons.